Messenger RNA from Temnothorax curvispinosus, 9414 nucleotides. It is a transcript of the gene Arms, whose product is annotated as kinase D-interacting substrate of 220 kDa. The record is from RefSeq and is a predicted model, not a curated record. The transcript has 22 exons. Bases 2165 to 7051 code for a protein of 1628 amino acids. Lineage: Eukaryota; Metazoa; Arthropoda; Insecta; Hymenoptera; Formicidae. Gene Ontology annotation, molecular function: protein binding.
UGCGAACGCUCGCCUUCCGUAAAUAUCUCGUUAAAGGCAGUUGUCGUAAAACAUAACGUAAGAGUUGUUUCCAUUAUUUAAAAAAUUUACUGAUGUCAUUUUACAUUUUUAGAAUAUGCUAAAUAUCUUAUGUAAGGGUACACGAAGUGUUACAAUAACUUCACACUAAAUUAUCUUUUUGUCGAACGUGACGGCAGGUGAUAAACUGUUUCGCAGUCUGAGAGUCGUAUUGAUAAUAUCAUGACUAAUCUAACCGUAAAACUCAAGAGUAUGCAAGGAGCGUAAAAAGGAAACAAACAUGUGACUUUUCUACUUCGAGGAAUCCAAUUGUCGCGCGUUCGCUAAAAUUUAUUGUUGUUACGUGACGAGAUAAUCGCGCGCGGUGUACGACGAACGCUGUGUCUCUCGUCGUACACCGGCAGAACGUUGUUUCCUGCAUUUUUCGAGUGAGCCAUUCUCUAUUUUCUGUCGCUGAAUGGCUACAGCUACGUCAUUCAUAUUGUCACGAGGAGUCACGUAGGAUUCUUUCGUUUUGGCAGCGCGUUUUCAACGGCGCGAAACACGCGGCUCUCUCGUCUAACCACGUUUCUCUGACGACCGCCGCGUUGCACUCUACGCUUUCACCGUAAAUCAGAGAGCGGCGUGACAACAACUGCCGCGAAUAUACGCGAAGCGCAAUUUGCACAUGGCCAAGAUUAGGUUUCUCGGUGCAACUUUAAUCGUUAACUCUAUGGAUAUUACACGCUAGCAGACGUGGAAUUUUAGAGAUCCUAUAGCUAGAGAUUCCUACUUCUACGAAAAAAAAAUAGAAAUAAUUUUGGUACCCUCGCUAUUGUAUUUUCUUGUAUUUUUCAGCAUUAAGUGUGCACAGAAUCUCAAGUUUUAUCUGUUUUUCUGACAAAAAAAAAACAUAAUUAGUCAAAAUGCCGCGUCGUUGCAUUGUUCUAGCGUUCUCCACCUUCCGCAUGGUUCUCUUCUUCGCGGUUAGACAGCCGCAAGUUUAUUUUGGGUUACCCUCGAGAUUGUGCCAAUGCACGCCGCGAUUCUUGGGUGCGACACUGAUUAAUGAGUCUCCGUUCUUUUCGACGAUACUCUAAGAGCCUUGCCAAAUCUUUCAUUUUAUCAUCGUCCGUUAGACGCUUCUCGCCAAAAUAGGUCGUGGCUCUUGAUUCAGGAUGUCCGGUUUCAGACGGCAGACGUUAUACAUGAGCGUCUUUACUCUAAUUAAAACUAUUUUCUAUUUAAUCACGGAUUAGUCGAAGCGACUCGUCGCAGAUUGCGUCUAAAAAUAUUCUGUUUACGUCGCAUUUUAAUGUAAUUUUGGCUAAUUAUUAUUUUUAAAUGCGGCGAGACGCACGACAUUGCGACGCGACGUUAUUAAUAGAUAAUAUUUCAAUCUCCUCCUAAUUUUAAUGUCAAAGUCUAUAUAGAGAGAUAAAUAGUGUUUUCUUUGUAACUCUAAGAAGAUAAAAUUGUUCUUUGAAGUUGGUGCACUCAUUUCGAUGCUCCUUUAAUCUUUAUUACUCUUUUAAUUAAAUUCUCUUUUCUCCUGAAAUAAGUAGGUAUGUAAAAAAAAAACAGAAUUUGUGUAGAUUACUACUUUAUAAUAUUCAACAUCAGUCUUCCUUUUUUCUGUUAUUUCAACUUGUCUAAGCAUUUUUUACUCAACUGUGCACUUAAAAGAGAACGACAAAAGUUAACGCUAAUCGAUAUUAGUGCUAACGAACUCAGAAUAUUACACUGAUAAAAAAAUAGUAUUCUUCGAGUAUUUAUGUGUUGAAUUACAAUGAUAGUUAUUAUUCAUUCACUUAUUUUUUCACACAAGUUCUGUUAAAAACGUACGCAGAUCGAUCGGCAACACGAGUUACAGAGGCUGAGAAACGAUACCAUUUCGCGCGACGUUCAUUGGCAGUCUUCGGCAUCACGAGACGCUCGAUAAGAAGGAUGCCUCACGGUUGAUCGAUUAGAAAGUUUCACUCGUGUUCGCCAAUAAAUCCGUCAUGCGAAUCGCGAGCAGUGCGCGAAAUCAAUUGUGAAAUUUCAUUCGUGGCGCCAUGAAUCACGGAACACUUGCGUCCCGUCAUUGAUACAUCGCCAGGAAUAUUUUUGGCUACAAUACCUAUUGGUGUUCGAUAGUUACAAGACAUUGCAUCGGACUGACUCGAUGGUAUCGCUUUGUUACCGAUCACUCGCGAGCUAUAUCACAGAUGAUAAUCUCGUCGGACUGCAGAACUUCCUCGAAAAUAAGCGAGUGCAGGUCGACGACAGAGAUGAGAAUGGUAGCACCGCCCUCAUCCUUGCAGCAACCAAGGGAAAAAUACACUUCGUUCGAGAGAUCAUCAAUCAUGGAGCGGACGUCAACGCUGAAGACGCGGAUAACUGGACAGCGUUGCUGUGUGCGGCAAAGGAAGGCUACACUGAGAUAUGUUUCGAAUUGCUCGAGCAUGGUGCCGAUUUGGAGCAUCGAGAUAUGGGUGGAUGGACAGCGCUCAUGUGGGCGACAUACAAAGGUAAAUCGGCGACGGUGACGAUGUUGCUGGGGCGCGGGGCUGACGUCAACGCGCAUGGAAAUUUUCAUAUAUCCUCAUUAGUAUGGGCUGCUGGCAGGGGUUACACUGAUAUAGUGAAAGAUCUCAUUGCUCAUGGAGCGAAGGUCAAUGUCGGCGACAAGUAUGGUACGACGGCACUUGUAUGGGCGUCGCGCAAGGGAAAUGUAGAAAUUGUUGAUAUGCUUCUUAAGGCUGGAGGGAAUGUCGACACAGCGGGCAUGUAUUCAUGGACUGCUCUGGUCGUGGCAACCCUCGGUAAUUAUGUGGAGGUGGUAUCGUUACUAUUGGAGCACAAGCCCAACGUGAACGCUCUAGACAAAGACGGUUGCACCGCCCUAGCAAUUGCCUGCCGUGAAGGUCAUCACGAAAUAGCGAACGCCCUUUUAAAUGCCGGUGCUUACGUUAAUAUUCAGGAUCGGGCCGGCGACACAAACCUAAUCCACGCGGUUAAGGGUGGCCAUCGGGGCGUGGUGGAAUCACUGCUGAAAAAAUACGCAGACGUUGACAUUGCUGGAAAGGAUAAAAAAACCGCAACUUACAUAGCAGUAGAGAAAGGCAAUAUACCGAUACUCAAAUUAUUACUAAACGCUAACCCAGACCUGGAGAUUGCUACGAAAGACGGCGACACGCCUUUAUUACGGGCGGUAAGGUCGCGUAACGCCGAAAUCGUGCAAUUGCUUUUAGACAAAAAAGCCAAGGUCUCGGCUACGGACAAGAAGGGUGAUACUGUACUGCACAUAGCGAUGCGCGCGCGAUCAAAAGCGAUCGUCGAGAUACUACUGAGGAAUCCAAAGAAUAGCCAGUUAUUGUACCGUCCGAAUAGACAAGGCGAGACCCCCUACAACAUCGACGUCAAUCAUCCUAAGACGAUGCUUGGACAGAUAUUCGGUGCUCGGCGUUUAAAUACUAACGAGGACAACGAAAACAUGCUUGGUUACGAUUUGUACAGCAGCGCGUUAGCAGAUAUUCUCAGUGAACCAUCGCUUUCUACGCCAAUUACAGUCGGUCUUUACGCAAAAUGGGGCUCUGGAAAAUCGUUUUUACUGAACAAACUGAGAGAGGAAAUGAAGAACUUCGCACGACAAUGGAUCGAUCCAGUAUUCCAAUUCUCUUCCUUACUCUUUUUAGUAGUAGCUCACGUAUCCCUUCUCGUAGGCGUCACGUUGGGCCUCGCCUUGCAGUCGUGGAUCAUCGGUCUAUCGUCCGGAAUAAGUUUACUAGUUAUCGUUUAUAUUUUUCUGGUUCUCGUUUGGUAUGCCAACAAGAGGUACGAUUGGUAUUGGCCAUAUAACCUGACAGUGGAGCUCACCACCAAGUUGAACACGCUCAAACUGCUAUUGCAAGUGAUUUUUUGUCAUCCGCCUGGCAGUCAAUGUCAGGACGGAAUAGCGGUGCAGCCGAUAAAGUUUUACUUCACCGAUCAGACUCGCGUGGGUACGACCGCCGCCGGUGAGAACGUGGUCGUGCAAAUGGUCGGUUCGCUGUACGAUUCCAUCGAGAACGACUACGGUUCCUUGUCUACCAGACUAUAUAGAGCAUUUAGGCCAAAACCAGAUAAAUCAACUACUACUUGGAAAUGGAGGCGUUUGUGUUGCUUGCCCCACGUAAUCUUAUUCGAAUUCUGCUUAUGCAGCUUGCUCGUUGGUAUCUCGAUACUUACGGUGUACCUCAUAGAUAUUUCGAAUGAAGAGUCCACGAUAGAGCGAGUUACUGCUCACAUUAUCAUGAUAUCGAUUGCCUUGGUCUUGGCCAUCAGUAUAAUAGCAAAUUUAUAUACAUGGAGCAGAACGCUGCAUGCAUUGGUUUUUUCACAGAGGAGACACCUUCAACGCAGUAUAUCAAAAUUGGAGACUCUGAAGAGCGAAGGGUUCAUUCAGACUUUAAAAAGCGAGGUCAAUUUAAUGACAGAAAUGGUCAAGUGCUUGGAUAGUUUCAUGGCUCAACAAAGUAGACUAGUUGUAAUAGUGGACGGUUUGGAUAGUUGCGAACAGGAUAAAGUUUUACUCGUUUUGGACGCUAUACAGGCCUUAUUUAGCGAUAACGGAUAUCCUUUCGUCGUAAUACUAGCGAUUGAUCCACAUAUUAUAUCUAAGGCGGUAGAAGUAAAUAGCAGAAGACUAUUCUCGGAAUCAAAUAUCGGCGGUCAUGAUUACUUACGGAAUAUGGUGCAUUUGCCGUUCUACUUGCAAAACAGCGGCUUGCGUAAAGUCAAGGUCGCGCAACAAACUGCUCAACAUUAUAAGAAGACAGUGUGGACGGAAGCUGAGGAGAGCGUUAACUAUACUGCGACCAGCACUAUGCAUCAUUCAGUAUCCAGUAGGAGACUCAGCACGGAAUCGGCUAUAAUGAACAGCAACGAGAAAUUGAAACCCCAACAAAGGAAGGGCAGUAGAAAGAUGCGAUUGAGUGAAUCAAUCGCUAGCAGUAUCGGCAGUAAUUUGAAUCGACUGGGGGGAGCGCAGGAUCUCAAUAAGAUGUUGCUCACCGAUGAUUACUUUAGCGAUGUAAAUCCUCGUAGUAUGAGGAGAUUGAUGAAUGUCGUUUAUGUCACUGGGCGAUUACUUAAGGCAUUCCAGAUUGACUUCAACUGGUAUCACUUAGCUAGUUGGAUCAACAUUACCGAGCAGUGGCCUUUUAGAACGUCUUGGCUCAUUCUUCAUUACGAUAUGUACGAGGAGAGUCUGGAUGAUAAUAUGUCACUGAAAAGUCUUUAUGAUAAGGUGCGACCGCAAAUUCCAGUAUUGAAGGAAGUGCAACCGCUUCUCGAGAUAGAUAGAGACGAACGCAAGUUGGAUGUUUUCCUCACGUUUCACCGCUCCAGCUUGCUUAUUAGCGACAUGAAAAUAUUCUUGCCUUUCACUAUCAAUCUAGACCCGUACAUUAAAAAGAAAAUAAAAGAGGAACAACAAAGCAUAGAGGAAGACACCAAUCUAUUUAACAAACAAAGUGCUUGGCACGGCCACAAUGUUCCGAUUGAUCAGUGCCCUCCACAAAGAGGCAUGUCGAUGAACCGGCACAUGAUGAAACUUGCCAAGCAAUCGAGUUUGCAGGGAUCCGUGCCGCCGACGCCGUCGUGGGGUUACCAGCCAAGCUUUGAAUGGCAAGUUCCGCCAACUUGGAUGCAAAUGCCUCCCAUGGAACCAGUGUCAAAACCACUUUCCGCAACAACCAUGUUACCGUCCGAAAUUCUGGAAAUAAAGCUGUCGUCCUUAUCAGUGAACGGAGUCUGCGAUCUAAUUGACAAAAUCGAAAACCUUAAUUCGACCCAAGCAUCGAUAUAUAAGCAAGCCAUAAAAGAGAACAAUAUUAAUGGACGAGUUUUAUUACAUUGCGAUUUGCAAGAAUUGAAAAAAGUAUUUAAAAUGACUUUUGGAGAUUGGGAGUUAUUUCGCAUGGUAAUUGUAUCACUACGGGAAAUGGAACUCUCGUCAUUUACAUACGAGGAGGGUCCUCGGAGUGUACGAUUUACCGUAGGAUCCGAACAAGUUUUACGCAAAGAUCACGCUUUGCCAAAUAAUUCGAUACGGGUGUCUGCUCAUGUGGAGAAAGAGAAAGGAACAUCGAGAUCUGAUGGGUCGACUCGCCGUGAUCAAAAUAAACAAUCUAUAAUGGAAAAGCAGUUCCAGGUAACGUUAGAGGAGCAAAUGAUUUGCGGAGCAUUGCAGACGUUGAACGAGGAAGCUUGCGAAGAUGUUUUAGACGUGCCAUCGCCAGCGGUGGCACCAACAGACUCGCUUCCUUCAGGACACGUCAUCUCGGUACACGACACGGAAUAUGUACUGCUUCAAUCCAGUCCGCUGCUUCACUGGGUACCGGUUAACGAGGAUCCGGUGAGCUCAGACGACAGCUCGCACGAUUCCACCGUGUUCCUUCAACGUACCAACUCCCAACGCAGCAUCGCAUCUCAAUAUAGCACGAGAUCAGCCUGCUCGUACAAGACCCUGAAGAGAAGCGGUAGCAACAUCAGCACGAGACCGUCCUCGCUAUUCGUCUCCCCACCGCCGUCGCCGAAGCCUGCGAUCAGGUCGAAGUCGACCGACGAGAGGUGUAUGGGAAACAAUGUAUCCCUGAAGAUCACGCCGUCGUCGGUAUCCACUAAGAGACGCUCCUCCUCAACAUUAAAUGACGAGAUAGUGAUACCAGUACCCACUUCCAGCCUGGAGAAGCUAUCGAAGCUGAAGGAUCGUCUGAUUGGCACCACGUCGACCGCGACGGCGCGGUCACCGGGGCCCGGUGGCGAGAGCGACGACGAGUCCACGCCGCUGGUAUCCGAAUUAUCCACGCCAACGCAUUCCCAAUCGGACAGCGUGUUCAGACACGAUUGCAGCGCGGAGAACAGCAGUUCGCCAUCGUCCAACAGGAGUCUAUCGCGUGACGGAGAGCGUCGCGUAGAUCUAGAUUACGCUGAUACCGUCAGCCUUGUGAUAUGCGAGUCCUCGAACGCUCAAUUGCCGUCUCGACACGGCACCAAGAUCUGGGACGACACAGAGACGCCUGUCUGACACCUGUCGUCUUUUGUAUAUGAUCACAACGUGUGAUAACUUAUAGCGUAUUAUACGUUUGAUUGAUACCGAUCUCAAUUUGAUGAAAGUGACUGGCAUCUGCUGGGCAAGUACAGAUGACAUAAUUCUGUUUUGACGAUAAGCGUCGAGAUAAGAUAUGUCUCUCUCGUGUAAAUAACGAAUAGCGAGAACAUGCAGGUGUUUUUUAUAGUUAGAUUAUUAAACGUGUUCAUCUGCUUAUAGUGGUUUGACGGAGAACGAAUAAAUGCCUUCUCGCGCAAGUCACAUGCGAUAAUCCUUAGUUUAGCGAAACAAGACGAUCUCGAGAUGUACGACGCCGAAGCGACAUUCCGUGUAAAUAUUAAUGCAUUUACGAAUGCAAAACUUUAUCGACAUUUUCCUUUUUAUAUUGAAUCAGUAUCGAAAUAUGUUGGAACGAGGGAGAUGAGGAACAUUUCCCGAUGUAUAGUAUGUACCAAAGUAUCCUGUCCCCAGUAAUCAAUUUGAGUCAAUUCGUAAUGUCAGUGCAAAUAGGUAACUUAAAGAGUAACCGAUAAACGCUAGAAUAUUUUAAAGAAAUGAUAAUUCAAACGACCAGUAUACAAUCGUUGAUUAGACUACAUCUAAUAUAUAUAUAAUUCUAUAAAUUAUAUCUAAUAUUAAUUUAUAGAAUUUUAUCUAUAAUUUUAUCGAACAAAAAAUGUAGAAUGUCACAAAAAUAACUUGUACAAACGGCAAUUAUUACUUAUUUCACUUUAUAUUUAGCUACAAAAAGUUUUUAUAAAGAAUUUUAUUGAGAUAUUGCAAGAUGGAUAUUUAGUUGGACGGAAUAUAUUCGUUUUAGUACUUCUUCCUUAAUUUUAGUGUAUUUUUUUCCUUGUCAAAUUACGAUAUAUUAAUAAAAUGAGAGAAACGCGUAAGCAAUGUAUUGAUACAUUUGUUUUAUUGAAAGGCAAAAAUUGUAACUACAUAACAUUAAAUGUUUAGGACACUUCAGGACGGAAUACAUCAGGGUAUUGAUCUUUCAUUAUAAUAUUGUAAAUAUAUAUAUGUAUAUGAUUGUAGAUAUAUUAGCUUUGAAAAAAUAUAUAUAUAUAUACGUUCAUUUCUUGACAUUAAAUACAAUAAAAUAUUCAAUCAAAUACAAUACAUUGCAAUAAUGUUAAAUACUGUAUACAAUAUAUUUAGAAUCACGGAAACGCGCAACAUAAAGUUAAACCAAUUAAAAGGAGGACAAAUGUUUCCUCUCUACUUUGUAACGAACGUUUGCAUGCUAAUUAAAUACAGGGAUAGUACCGCUUGUAAUUAAAUGCAUUGUUUGUAUUAAGUGUUACGUAAAAACGUCAUAUCACUACAAAGCGGCAGCUGUGUCCUCGUUAGACACGAUAGAAUGUUACAAAUCAUACAGAUUUAAGCUGGAACAUCGUCUAAUACAUACAUAUAAAAUAAUGACAUAGCGCGGUGAUAUAUGUAUCUAUUUUAAUGCGUAUCAAAAUUAUGGCAUAUAGAAAGGAAAAUAUGAGACAAGGAACAAAUUACGAAAAAAAAAAUAUCUUAGGAUAAUAAUCUAUAUAUACUCUGUUACAAAUAUAUACAUAAAAAUUCGAUUUCACAGUUUUAUAGGCGUGGAAUAGUAAAUACGAAUAUCCUUAUAGCUGCAUGUUUCAGGCACAAGUUGUGCUUUACCUAAGACUGGCGAUGAUUCGCGUAUUGAUUCUUUAUUCGUCUAUCGAUUAUUGUCAUCAUUAUAAUACAUAAAUACAUUAAAUCUCAGGAGAAAGAGUAGAUAAAAUCAACGUCAUUAAUUGACCUGAUUAAUUAGCGAAUCUAUAAUGCUUCACUGAUAAAAGUGUUCUCAAAAGUUUUGAUCAAAUUUACUUAUUAACGAUUUAUUUAUAUAAUUUAUAUCAUAUUAUUGUAUAAUGAGAAUGAUAAUACUUAUAUUUUUAAUCAGUCACAGCGAAUACGAUUUUUUCGUUUCUAAUAUUCGCAUAAUUGCAUAUUCGUCCAUCGCACGUUAAAUUCAAAGGCACAAUGACUGCUAAUAUAAAAAUGCUACCUUACAAAUGCAUAGGCUUAACAUUUAGACACGAGCAAUAUACGUUGCCUCACGAAAUAUGUAGGUCUGUUCGUUUUAGCUGCACUCUGUUACUUCCCGUAAUUAAAGCGAAACGAAAGUACAUUUGGCCUUUGCAAAUAGAAACAUAAUAAAAUUGUAAAAAACAAACGUAAAUAGUGCGUUUAACGCGAAUAGACCUUGCAUACAUACUUUAUAAUACAUGUUGGCAGAUUAUAAGGACACUUGUUUUAUCAACACAUAAGUUUAAAAUAAAUGCAUCGUACAAUUAAGGAAUGUUCGCGAC